Molecule: messenger RNA, 615 nt
Organism: Anthostomella pinea
Lineage: Eukaryota; Fungi; Ascomycota; Sordariomycetes; Xylariales; Xylariaceae
Source: the annotation of a GenBank genome assembly
AUGAGGGGCAAGACAACGGUCCUGGAGGGUGGUGGAACGGAGCGGCUAUUCAGGUUCUCGUCCCCCCAGCAGAAGGAGAGGAAACCAACUUGGGUCCGGGAACAAGAUCUACCUCGCGAAGCGGUACAGAGGUUUCUUUCCAAACAGCCCGUGAUCGGCGACAUAAUGCCGAGCAAAGAAACCGCCAGCGGAAAUAGCCCUUGGAAUCACUCCCAUAAACGACAGGCCCUUGCCGAUGAGCCUACCGCAGGUUCAAUGCUUCCUCCACGUAAGCUUCAGCGCGCUGAAGAGACCGUCAAAGCUCCGAGCCCUGACCUGGAAGCGGAGGUUCGACGACUCAGAAGCGAGUUACAAGCUCGUGAUGUGCAGAUGCAGAAGCUCCUCGGUCAAAGUCAGCUGGUUCCGGAUACGACGAUGGGCCUAACAUCUGGUUCCGCAUUCCACCCGGAAAACGUUUCCGAGGAACAACCCACUUCCAACUCUGUCUUCGCGGCGCCCUCAGCUCUGCUACACGACGCAAACUAUGACCGCAGCUCGGUGGCACGAGGGCAGGAUAUGCCAACAGAUCUGGGAGCCCACUUCUACCAUGCCGCUCGCAAAGCUGCCGACAUUUAG